AUGCAGGAAGACCUUGAAGAGGCCCAAUACGGUACCUCGCCAUUUGAUAACUAUGUCACAUCAAUCCAUGAGCAGAACGUCAGUGGAAAUUACGAAGGUAACAUGAAGGCAGCCUGGCUUCGUACUUGCUACGAUGAGGACCCGAAUGAGAAGUAUGAAGGAAUAAGGAUCAAUGCCGAGAUCACUCGUGAUCGAUACCUCGACGGCAAUACCCGCUACGCCUUUGGCAACGGAAGCCCAGAUCACUAG
Messenger RNA from Penicillium robsamsonii, 249 nucleotides. RefSeq lists its product as uncharacterized. The record is from RefSeq and is a predicted model, not a curated record. The coding region runs from base 1 to 249 and encodes 82 amino acids. Lineage: Eukaryota; Fungi; Ascomycota; Eurotiomycetes; Eurotiales; Aspergillaceae. The transcript is spliced from 2 exons.